Molecule: messenger RNA, 1210 nt
Organism: Syngnathoides biaculeatus (alligator pipefish)
Lineage: Eukaryota; Metazoa; Chordata; Actinopteri; Syngnathiformes; Syngnathidae
Gene: cuedc2
Product: CUE domain containing 2
Exons: 9
Coding region: 356-1207 (283 amino acids)
Molecular function (GO): ubiquitin binding
Source: RefSeq, a predicted model, not a curated record
AUGAUGUGAACUCCAUUGUUUGAAACACUUGAGAACUCUUGAAUUGUGGGAGGGGGAAAUGUUAUUUACACUCCACUCCUUUUGCUUGAUGUAUGAACAGUCCCCCAAAAAACGUGAAAAACAUAUUCAUAAUGUGCAGUACAGUAGACGGGUUGAACGGAGUCGCCUGUUUUUACAAUGUGAGGAAAUGACGUCCCAAUGUUGUGAAUUGCUAAUAAGCUCCCCAGACGGCCAGACUGAGAGCCACUUGGACUCGAGCUUCUUGCACUGCCCAUUUUUUUCUCAGGAAUAUAUCUUUGAGGCACGGCGCGAGCCCUUCAUGUCCUCACACUUUCGGACAUUUUAGAUAACCACCAUGGACCUCCACAAAAUCAUCCACGGUGCGUUGCACGACUUCCUACAGACUUACAUCCCCGAUGCAGAUCUCAGCGCACUGGAUGAGGUCCUCCUCUCUUACAUCACCGGAGUUCUGGAAGAUCUUGGCUCCCAGCGGAGCGUGGAAGAGAAUUUUGACGUGGAGGUCUUCGCCGAGAUGCUGGAAGCGUACGUGCCGGGAUUUGCCAAAAUCGACAGCGUCAAAGUGUGUGAAAUGAUGUUUAGCCUGGCGUCCGUACUCGCUACAGCUCGCCUAUCAGUGGACGAAGAAAACGGGGCGUCCAAGCCAGAAGACGGCUUGUUGAAAAACGCCCCCCACCACCCGAGCGAAGCGCCACCCGGCAGGGAAAUGCAGUGCCUUCAAACACAGACAGAGGGCGCCACCGCCAAGCUCCCAGUGUCGGAGUUGGAAACCCAGGAGCAGCACCUCCUGGAGAUGUUCCCCAAAUGUAGUCUGUCCGAGGCCCGCAGCGCCCUGUCGAUCGCCAAAGGCGACAUGGACGAAGCCGUGCGGCUCAUCAUCGAGGGCGACGUCCAACUCAGCCCCACGCCGCUCAACGUUAAUCAAGGGAAGAACAUCUCCUCACUGGCGGAUCAGAAACUGAAAGAAAGCAUAUUAGAGAAGUAUAUGCUCGUCGACAACGAAGAGGACAAAAAGACACAUCGACCCGUCGCCCCCAAAGAGGCUCCGAAAAAGUUGGUGCGCUACCACGGCAACCAGGUGGUGAGCACCAAAGGGGAACGCUACCAGGUGGUGAAGAAGAACGAGACGGACGACAUGAAGAAGACGUACGUCAACCUCAAGCCGGCUCGCAAAUAUCGAUUUCACUGAUGC